AUGAGUACAUAUAAACUGGCAGGGAAGCUAAGAGCCCUAAAGGUGAUAACAGAACUACCUAGUAAAUCAAAUCCCAAACUGAGAGCCCUAAAGGUGAUAACAGAACUACCUAGUACAUCAAAUCCCAAACCGAGAGCUCUAAAGGCGAUAACAGAUAUACCUAGUAAAUCAAAUCCCAAACUGAGAGCUCUUAAGGUGAUAACAGAACUACCUAGUACAUCAAUUCCCAAACUGAGAGCCCUAAAGGUGAUAACAGAACUACCUAGUACAUCAAGUCCCAAACCGAGAGCCCUAAAGGUGAUAACAGAACUACCUAGUACAUCAAAUCUCAAACUGAGAGCCCUAAAGGCGAUAACAGAACUACCUAGUACAUCAAAUCCCAAACCGAGAGCCCUAAAGGCGAUUACAGAUAUACCUAGUACAUCAAAUCCCAAACCGAGAGCCCUAAAGGCGAUUACAGAUAUACCUAGUAAAUCAAAUCCCAAACUGAGAGCCCUAAAGGUGAUAACAGAGCUACCUAGUACAUCAAAUCCCAAACCGAGAGUUCUAAAGGUGAUAACAGAACUACCUAGUAAAUCAAAUCCCAAACUGAGAGCCCUAAAGGUGAUAACAGAACUACCUAGUACAUCAAAUCCCAAACCGAGAGCUCUAAAGGCGAUAACAGAUAUACCUAGUAAAUCAAAUCCCAAACUGAGAGCUCUUAAGGUGAUAACAGAACUACCUAGUACAUCAAUUCCCAAACUGAGAGCCCUAAAGGUGAUAACAGACCUUUCUAGUACAUCAAUUCCCAAACUGAGAGCCCUAAAGGUGAUAACAGAACUACCUAGUACAUCAAAUCCCAAACCGAGAGCCCUAAAGGUGAUAACAGAACUACCUAGUACAUCAAAUCUCAAACUGAGAGCCCUAAAGGCGAUAACAGAACUACCUAGUACAUCAAAUCCCAAACCGAGAGCCCUAAAGGCGAUUACAGAACUACCUAGUACAUCAAAUCCCAAACCGAGAGCCCUAAAGGCGAUUACAGAUAUACCUAGUAAAUCAAAUCCCAAACUGAGAGCCCUAAAGGUGAUAACAGAGCUACCUAGUACAUCAAAUCCCAAACUGAGAGCUCUAAAGGUGAUAACAGAACUACCUAGUAAAUCAAAUCCCAAACUGAGAGCCCUAAGAGUGAUAACAGAGCUACCUAGUACAUCAAUUCCUAAGCUAAGAGCCCUAAAGGUGAUAACAGAGCUACCUAGUACAUCAAUUCCCAAACUGAGAGCCCUAAAGGGGAUAACAGAACUACCUAGUACAUCAAUUCCGAAACUGAGAGCCCUAAAGGUGAUAACAGAUCUUUCUAGUACAUCAAUUCCAAAACUGAGAGCCCUAAAUGUGAUAACAGAACUACCUAGUACAUCAAUUCCUAAGCUAAGAGCUCUAAAGGUAAUAACAGAACUACCUAGUAAAUCAAAUCCCAAACUGAGAGCCCUAAAGGUGAUAACAGAGCUACCUAGUACAUCAAUUCCUAAGCUAAGAGCCCUAAAGGUGAUAACAGAGCUACCUAGUACAUCAAUUCCUAAGCUAAGAGCCAUAAAGAUGAUAACAGAACCACCUAGUAUAUCAUAUCGAUCGAACAUGCCUAACGUCAUAUGGAACUAG
Molecule: messenger RNA, 1635 nt
Organism: Pecten maximus
Lineage: Eukaryota; Metazoa; Mollusca; Bivalvia; Pectinida; Pectinidae
Product: mucin-3A-like
Exons: 2
Coding region: 1-1635 (544 amino acids)
Source: RefSeq, a predicted model, not a curated record